GUUGACCAGUUGCUCCUCCCUUGGCACUAAAGAGUUCUAGGAGCUUUGGGGUGUGCUUGUCCAGCUGUGACAUAAACGUUGCUUCCAGGGAAACCGCAGUACAUCUUCGGAACUCCUCGUUUACCUCUGCGUGUGUGGACUGGUGACGGCACACAACAUCCUCCGCUUGAACAGCACAGAACAAUGACACGUUAUCAGAGAUUACCUUCCGAGUCUGAAACUGAUGGUUCUAAAGAUGACAACGGGCGGGGUGUGGUUAGCUGGGCUCUGGGCUUGAUUAAGAGCUACUGGAAACCUGUACUAUUCGUUUUGUCUGUUGGAUUGAACAUAUUUUUGGGAUAUUAUUUUAAAGAUUUUAAUAAAAAAUCACCAAAAUGCAUAAUUGGCAAAGUAUUUAAAGAGAAGUCUCUGGAAAAUGACACUAUCCUGUCUCUGGAAAGUGACACUAUCCUGCUAAUAUGGUUGUGGCCAUUUGGAAAUCAUUUUGACCUAAAUUCCUGCAGUUCCAAAUUUAAUAUUGACGGCUGCUACUUAACUGCAGAUAGAGAUCUCUACAGUAAGGCCCAUGGAGUACUUAUUAAUCACAGAGACAUUAAAACUGAUCUGUCGAAUUUACCUACACAACCACGGCCUUUCUUCCAGAAAUGGAUAUGGAUGCACUUUGAGUCCCCACAAAACACGAGACGACUUGAGGGUCUGGAGAACUUGUUUAAUGUGACAAUAAAUUACCGGCGGGAUGCUGACAUUGUCCUUCGUGAGCAAAUAAUGUUUAAAUCUGAUGGUUCUGAAGAUGAGAUAUUCCCACAAGUUCUGGACAAAAAGGACAAGUUAGUUUGCUGGAUUGUGAGCAACUGGAAUGACAACCACAAAAGGGUAAAAUAUUAUAAUGAGCUAAAACAGCACAUCGACAUUUAUGCUCUUGGGCGGCAUUUUGGAAAAGCAAUAGGUGAUGACGAAUACAAGAAAACAUUGACAAGAUGUAAGUUCUAUCUAUCAUUCGAGAACACAGAUGGUCACUAUGACUACAUGACUGAAAAGCUGUUCAAUCCGCUCAAACUAGGAUCAGUCCCAGUGGCUCUUGGGGCUCCACGAUACAUAUAUGAACGCUUUGUGCCAAAAGAUGCUUUCAUUCACAUAGACGAUUUCUCCAGCCCUAAAGAACUAGCUGAACACCUGCUGUCAUUGGACAAAAAUGUUACAGAAUACAAAAAGUAUUUUCUUUGGCGAAAACAUUUUGAUAUAAAGUCUGUUGAUUAUCCUGAAGAGCAUGCAUGCCGCACUUGUCAAUAUAUACGUAACCAUAAAUAUUAUCAGGUUUUUGUAAACCUGAACAAAUGGUACUUUGGUGGCAUCUAAGAUGGUGCCUAAAUAUCAUAAUGCCUUUUCUGUGACAGAAUGAUUUUGCUACUGACAAAAGACUGGAUCAAUGACAAACCCCAAAAUGCUCUUGAGAUUUUGUUAUUUUGUAAUUAUUGUGUAUGAUUUUUUAUGCUGUAACCUUACCAGAUUGUUCUGUUCUCUAUCUUUGAAGGUGAAAGGGGUAAAUAUUGUGCCACUGGUAGUACCACAUUAAAUAAGAAAAAGUACUGUUUCCAAACUGUUUUUUUUUAUUUUUGUAUGCUUUUACAAAAUGCAAAAUAAAAACUUGUCAUAAUAAAGUCUGAACUUUCUCCUUUUUCAUGACAUCAUUAUUUCAAUAUGUAUUAAAAUAUUUGGGUUACUUUAAAGCAUUGUUUGUACAUCAUGUUACUGGGAAACCACAAUGUUACAUUAAUUGUUAGGUAAGCAAUCUCAGUGUAUGUCAUUCUGCUUUAAGUAGAUAUCAACACAGUCACCAAACAGGCUAAAUGUCUUGUCCAGGUG
Xyrauchen texanus (razorback sucker) is the source of this 1863-nucleotide messenger RNA. Its product is annotated as 4-galactosyl-N-acetylglucosaminide 3-alpha-L-fucosyltransferase 9-like. The transcript has 3 exons. NCBI's taxonomy places the organism in Eukaryota, Metazoa, Chordata, Actinopteri, Cypriniformes, Catostomidae. Bases 184 to 1356 code for a protein of 390 amino acids. The record is from RefSeq and is a predicted model, not a curated record. Gene Ontology annotation, molecular function: alpha-(1->3)-fucosyltransferase activity. Gene Ontology annotation, cellular component: membrane.